AUGGGUGUCGGCAUCGAUACCGGAAUAUCUGUGAUACAUAUUAAUCGUCUUACACUCUCGAAUCUUCAGCAGUUGCACAGUUGUUUGAUCGACGCAGCAAAUCAUUUGAAUUCUUAUUAUAGUCUGCAGUUGUUCUGUUGGAUAACAUGCAUGUUAAUAGACAUUAUUUCGUAUAUCUUUGGCGUUUUACAUAAAAGAAAUAAUGUGCUCCUGACUUGUGUCCAAUGCAUUAUGCUACUAUAUUUUUCACUUCAAAUUAUCGCUAUAAGUCGCAUCUGUCAUUUAACAUGCGAUCAGGCAAAUGCAUUGGCCGGAACGAUAUUUUUAGCGAAAACUCCCGCACUCAAACACACCGAAUUUUCGACUGAAGCGAUCGAGUUGGGAAUACGUCUUCGAAUGUUUCCGUUGCGCAUUAGAGUCUGCGACUUAUUUAAUUUGGACAACCGUCUUGCAUUCUCGGUAAUUGAUUUUUCUAUAAUUCAUUGA
Molecule: messenger RNA, 486 nt
Organism: Cataglyphis hispanica
Lineage: Eukaryota; Metazoa; Arthropoda; Insecta; Hymenoptera; Formicidae
Exons: 3
Coding region: 1-486 (161 amino acids)
Biological process (GO): sensory perception of taste
Cellular component (GO): membrane
Source: RefSeq, a predicted model, not a curated record